Messenger RNA from Lepus europaeus (European hare), 2809 nucleotides. It is a transcript of the gene LIPE, whose product is annotated as lipase E, hormone sensitive type. The transcript has 10 exons. Gene Ontology annotation, molecular function: triacylglycerol lipase activity; sterol ester esterase activity. Gene Ontology annotation, cellular component: cytosol. Lineage: Eukaryota; Metazoa; Chordata; Mammalia; Lagomorpha; Leporidae. Gene Ontology annotation, biological process: cholesterol metabolic process; triglyceride catabolic process. The record is from RefSeq and is a predicted model, not a curated record. The coding region runs from base 65 to 2482 and encodes 805 amino acids.
AUUGGCCCCCGGGGCGGGGCCUGGCGGCUGGGAUCGGUCCCCGCGCGGGGCCCGCCGAGAAUUGAUGGAGUCGGCCGGGGCAACGGGGCCCGCCGGGGCCGAUGGGGCACAGGCGUCGAAGAGGGCCAAAGAGGGGUCGAGGAUUCGCAGUCGCCGGCUGUGGCGGAGAGGCAAGGCCAAAGCCUCAAGGCUCGUACACAGCAUGGACCUGCGCACAAUGACCCAGUCGCUGGUGACCCUGGCAGAAGACAAUAUGGCAUUCUUCUCCAGCCAGGGCCCUGGGGAGACAGCACGAAGACUGUCCAGCGUCUUUGCCGGUGUGCGGGAACAGGCACUGGGGCUGGAGCCGGCCCUGGCCCGCCUGCUCGGCGUGGCGCACCUCUUUGACCUGGACGCAGAGACACCAGCUAAUGGGUUCCGCAGCCUGGUGCACACAGCCCGCUGCUGCCUGGCGCACCUGCUACACAAAUCCCGCUACGUGGCUUCCAACCGCCGCAGCAUCUUCUUCCGCACCAGCCACAACCUGGCUGAGCUGGAGGCCUACCUGGCUGCCCUCACCCAGCUCCGCGCUCUGGCCUACUACGCCCAGCGCCUGCUGGCUACCAACCGGCCAGGAGGGCUCUUCUUUGAGGGUGACGAGAGGCUGACUGCUGACUUCCUGAGGGAGUAUGUGACGUUGCACAAGGGCUGCUUCUACGGCCGCUGCCUGGGCUUCCAAUUCACGCCCGCCAUCCGGCCCUUCCUGCAGACCAUCUCCAUCGGGCUGGUGUCCUUCGGGGAGCACUACAAGCGCAACGAGACGGGUCUCAGUGUGACCGCCAGCUCCCUCUUCACCAGCGGCCGCUUCGCCAUCGACCCAGAGCUGCGUGGGGCCGAGUUUGAGCGGAUCAUACAGAACCUGGACGUGCACUUCUGGAAAGCCUUCUGGAACAUCACAGAGAUCGAGGUGCUCUCGUCUCUGGCCAACAUGACAUCGGCUAACGUGAGGGUGAGCCGACUGAUCAGCCUGCCGCCCGAGGCCUUUAACAUGCCGCUGACCUCCGACCCCAAGCUCACGGUCACCAUCUCGCCACCAUUGGCCCACACGGGCCCUGGGCCCGUCCUCGUCAGGCUCAUCUCCUAUGACCUGCGUGAAGGACAGGACAGCGAGGAACUCAACAUCCUGGCCAAGUCCGAGGGCCCGCGGAGCCUGGAGCUGCGGCCCCGCAGCCAGCAGGCACCCCGCUCCCGGUCACUGGUGGUGCACAUCCACGGCGGCGGCUUCGUGGCCCAGACCUCCAAAUCCCACGAGCCCUACCUCAAGAGCUGGGCCCAAGAGCUGGGCGUCCCCAUCCUCUCCAUUGACUACUCCCUGGCCCCCGAGGCCCCCUUCCCGCGCGCGCUGGAGGAGUGCUUCUACGCCUACUGCUGGGCCGUCAAGCACUGCGCCCUCCUUGGCUCAACAGGAGAGCGGAUUUGCCUUGCGGGAGACAGCGCCGGCGGCAACCUCUGCUUCACCGUGUCCCUUCGGGCUGCAGCCUAUGGCGUGCGGGUGCCAGAUGGCAUCAUGGCAGCCUACCCGGCCACACUACUGCAGUCAGCCGCCUCUCCCUCCCGGCUGCUGAGCCUUAUGGACCCCCUGCUGCCGCUCAGCGUGCUCUCCAAGUGUGUCAGCGCCUACGCAGGUGCACAGACGGAAGACCACUCCAACUCAGACCAGAAGGCGCUGGGCAUGAUGGGGCUCAUGCGGCGGGACACAGCCCUGCUCCUCAAAGACCUCCGCCUGGGCGCCUCCUCGUGGCUCAACUCCUUCCUGGAGCUGAGCGGACGCAAAGCCAAGAGCGCAGCACCAACGUCAGAGCCAAUGCGCCGCAGUGUGUCCGAAGCAGCCCUGGCCCAGCCCGAGGGCCCACUGGGCACAGACUCCCUCAAGAGCUUGACGCUGAAGGACCUGAGCGUGAAGGGCAGCUCCGAGGCCACUGACACCCCCGAGAUGUCACUGUCGGCUGAGACACUGGGCCCCUCCUCGGCCUCCGACGUCAACUUCUUCUUGCGGCCUGAGGAUGGUGUGGACGAGGCGGAAGCCAGGGAGGAACGCGGCGCCAAGGACAGAGGCCAGGGCGUCAGGGCCGCCUUCCCUGAGGGCUUCCACCCGCGCAUCUCCAGCCAGGGGGCCACCCACAUGCCCUUGUUCUCCGCGCCCAUCGUCAAGAACCCCUUCAUGUCCCCACUGCUGGCACCCGACAACAUGCUGAAGACCCUGCCACCCGUGCACAUCGUGGCCUGCGCGCUGGACCCCAUGCUGGACGACUCGGUCAUGUUCGCGCGGCGGCUGCGCUGCCUGGGCCAGCCGGUGACGCUGCGCGUGGUGGAGGACCUGCCCCACGGCUUCCUGAGCCUGGCCGCGCUGUGCCGCGAGACGCGCGAGGCCACCGAGCUGUGCGUGGAGCGCAUCCGCCUGGUGCUCACCCACCCCGCGCCUGCCGCGCCGCCGCCGCUCUGAGCCACGCGGGGAGGUGGGGGGCUGCGGGGGCCGCACUAAAGACAUUGUUCCACCCGCGCAGGCCUCCGUGGUGAAUGCGCUCCGGGACCGGCCGCGGGGAGGCCUCGCGAGGGGCUCCGGGCCGUCGGGAGGGGCGGGCUAUGCCUUAAAAUCUGGGACCGCAAGGGGGAGCUGGGGGGCCCGAAAGCUGAGACCCCGGCCUGGGGGCGGAGGACGCACACGCCGGCCACCCAGGCAGCCGGACCUGCACUCCACCGCUGCCUUCUACUGCUGCUGCCACGACCGCUGCUGGUCGCUUUCCGUUGUAAAUAAAAGUAUUUAAUUAGC